CGCCCAAGAUGGCGGCGCGGCGGCGCCGUGCGCAUGUGCGGGGCCCAUGGCGAGACAAGGGGCCGAAGGCGCGCAGGGCCCGAGGCCGAGAGGGCUCUGAAGGCCGUCAGGCUGCUCCGCUCCCGCCCCGCUGAUGCCCGAGGGAGCCGAGCCAUGAAGGGGCAGCAAAAAGCAGCUGAGACCGAGGAGGGGACGGUGCAGAUCCAGGAAGGCUCGGUGGCCACGGGCGAGGACCCCACGAGCGUGGCCAUCGCCAGCAUCCAAUCGGCCGCCACCUUCCCCGACCCCGGCGUCAAGUAUGUGUUCAGGACCGAGGGCGGCGGCACGCAGGUGAUGUACCGGGUGAUCCAGGUGGCUGACGGGCAGCUGGACGCGCAGACCGAGGGCACCAGCGCCAUCAGCGGCUACCCGGCCACACAGUCCAUGACACAGGUGCGUCACCUGGCCACGCCCACUGCCACACCCACUGUCCCCACCCCGCCUGUGCCUUGCCCAGUCCGGCAGUUUUUCGUGAUGAUGUCACCACAGGAGGUGCUCCCGGGGGGGGCCCAGCGCUCCAUCGCCCCCCGCGCACACCCCUACUCCCCGAAGUCGGAGGCUCCCCGAGCCACGCGGGACGAGAAGCGCCGGGCACAGCACAACGAAGGUACCGGGACAGCCGGGACCCCGGCCCUGAGGGACACCCCGGCCCUGAGGGACACCCCGACCCCAAAGGGACGCCCCGAUCCCAAAGGGGCACCCCGACCCCAAAGGGACACCCUGACCCCAAAGGGGCACCCCGACCCCAAAGGGACACCCUGA
Molecule: messenger RNA, 801 nt
Organism: Onychostruthus taczanowskii (white-rumped snowfinch)
Lineage: Eukaryota; Metazoa; Chordata; Aves; Passeriformes; Passeridae
Gene: USF1
Product: upstream transcription factor 1
Exons: 7
Coding region: 34-801 (255 amino acids)
Biological process (GO): regulation of transcription by RNA polymerase II
Molecular function (GO): DNA-binding transcription factor activity, RNA polymerase II-specific; RNA polymerase II cis-regulatory region sequence-specific DNA binding
Source: RefSeq, a predicted model, not a curated record